UGAAAAUGACAACAAACCGUUGGAACAAAACGUCUGCACUUAAUAACAUACAUCAUCUAAAAAUGUCUCGCUCCCACCUGCAAAUUGAGUUCCUUGAACGUCUUACUAUUAAUAGUCGACAUGUCCUCAAGUAUGAAAAUGCUGAAUUGCAAUCGAAAGCUAAAGCAUGUGUCCCCCUUUCCGAUUUGUUAGCUCGGGCUCAACAAAACUGUCCAAACAACUCGAAAUCAGAUUCCAAAGUUCUUCGAGACGCUCUCCUGAUAGAGUUGUUAACCUGGUUCAAAGAGAGUUUCUUUACCUGGUUUGAUGCUGCUCAUUGCAGUACCUGCAACAAGCCUAUGCAAAGUGUUGGAACAGGAGUUCCUAGUGCAGAUGAUCUCCGUUAUGGUGCACACCGGGUUGAAAAUUUCAAGUGCAAUCUCUGUAGUGCUACAGACAGAUUCCCAAGAUACAAUGACCCUGAAAAACUCCUACAAACCAGAAGAGGAAGGUGUGGCGAAUGGGCAAACUGCUUCACUCUCAUUUGCAGGGCCUUGAAGUAUGAUGCCAGAUAUGUCCUAGAUUGGACAGACCAUGUGUGGACAGAAAUAUAUUCUGAAAGACUUAAUAGAUGGCUACACUGUGAUUCCUGUGAAGCAGCUUGGGAUAAGCCCCUACUUUAUGAUGUCGGUUGGGGAAAAAAGUUGAAUUAUGUUAUUGCAUUUUCAAAAGAUGAGGUACAAGAUGUGACGUGGCGCUAUACCCGAAAUCAUGCAGAAGUUAUUAAACGAAGGAAUUUGGUUUCAGAAGAGUGGCUUCUUCAACAAACCAAUAGACUCUCUAGACAGCUUCAGUCAUCAGUUAGUGAUUCUCAAAGAGAACUACUGACUUUACGACUUGUUGGAGAGCUAGCUGAAUUUCUCUUACCUCGAGAAGUCAAAGAGGGUGAGGAGCAAGGUCGAAUAAGUGGCGCUAUUAGUUGGAGACAAACUCGUGGCGAAAUGGGAACGUUUCAACAAGAACACGAGCCGGUCGUUUGGACUCCAACAGAAGCAGAAAUGAGUAACGGGGAAUUCUGCUUAGAAUACAGUGCCAGUCUAGAUAAGUAUGUGCGCCGCUCAGACGGAGACAGCGUAACGGAUAAAUGGUCAAAUGGAGCUUAUCAAGCGGAGUCCGUGUUUCGUAAAACUGAAAGUGAUUGGAAAAUGGCGUAUUUAGCUCGUGUUGAGGGAAGCUCGAAAGCUUGUCUAUCGUGGAAAUUCGAUUUAUCUUCAACCAAUUUAAUGAUUCUUCAAGCGACAGUAUCUUGCCCUGGAACAACUUACGAAGAUGGAGAAAUCUGUUGGAAAAUUAGCUGUUCGGAUCAUUACCAAUUACUGGAAAAUGGUUGUGUUGACUAUGAAAUCGAUUUGAGCGGCUCAACAUAUUGUGUGUUGAGCGUUGAGAUGACUCUUGGACGAGGAGACAACGCCUGGCAACACACCCAAAUAGCACGCCAAUCUACCAAAGACCUAACCCACUUUCCUCUGUCCCUACGGAUUUUCUUCGGUUCACUAGAUUGAAAGAUAGCCCUGUCAACCCUGAGAGUUUUCCACAGUAUUCUAGUGAAAACCAAGAAGAAAAAAAAAAGCUAAUCUGUUUUGUUUUUGUUUUGUACUUCUUCUUGGGAAAAGCCAUUAACCCACUUAGACCUCUCCGCUAAUUGGCGGGGAACAAAAAGAAGGAUCGUGUGAUAUGGAAGCAUUGCCAAAAAUGAUGUACAUCCUAUGGAUCACGUUUUGAGGGAUAGUGUAUGUUGCUGAUUGAAAUUUUGUUGUAUUAACAAAGAAAUUCAGUACUUUA
Messenger RNA from Daphnia carinata, 1821 nucleotides. It is a transcript of the gene Pngl, whose product is annotated as peptide-N(4)-(N-acetyl-beta-glucosaminyl)asparagine amidase-like. Gene Ontology annotation, biological process: protein deglycosylation; protein quality control for misfolded or incompletely synthesized proteins; glycoprotein catabolic process. Lineage: Eukaryota; Metazoa; Arthropoda; Branchiopoda; Diplostraca; Daphniidae. Gene Ontology annotation, cellular component: nucleus; cytosol; cytoplasm. The transcript has 7 exons. The record is from RefSeq and is a predicted model, not a curated record. Gene Ontology annotation, molecular function: peptide-N4-(N-acetyl-beta-glucosaminyl)asparagine amidase activity. The coding region runs from base 6 to 1541 and encodes 511 amino acids.